AGUAUCCUCCUCCUAUCCCCAACAAACCAAGUUCUGCUGCUCCACCGGGUGCAGACAUCAACCUCGUUUGCCUCGGCUCAUGUCUUUCCAGGCGGGAACCUCUCCUCGUUUCAUGACGGCGAGCUGCCUUCGGUGAACAGCCCUGCGAUGCACGAGGAUGGCCCGGCGUAUCGCUUGGCUGCGGUGCGUGAGACGUUUGAGGAGAGUGGGAUCUUGCUUGCAACUGUAAAGGAGUCUGCUCGGAAUCGGAAUCGUGAUCGGGGUGGGGGGGCGGGGGCAGGGCUGUUGCAUGUCUCUGAUGAGGUGAGGGAAGCGGGACGGAGGGAGGUGCAUAGUGGCCGGGUGAGGUUUACGGAGUGGUUGGAGAGUGUGGGGGGUGAGCCUGAUGUUGACAACCUUAUCCCCUUCACACGCUGGAUCACGCCCCUUGGCGUGCCCAAACGCUUCACCACCCAAAUGUAUCUCUACAUGCUGCCGCUUUCGGCCCAAACCACGCCAACUCCAUACGGCCUACUCCACCACGAGACCAUCAUCCCCACACCCACCCACGACGGCGGGCUGGAGCACACCGCCGCCACCUUUGAAGACGCUCACGUCUGGCUGGAGAGGGCGCGAAAAGGCGAAAUCAUUCUCUUCCCGCCGCAGUUCUACCUGCUGCACCUCGUCAGCGAGUUCCUCCGACCCUCACCCUCACCCCCACCGUCCUCCUUCCAUCACCAGACUGCCUCGGCGGCGGAGUACUACCAAUCUCAGCGCGACGCGCUGAUGGCGUUCCUUAACAAAACCCCAACCACCCCGCAACAGCAGGAGAUGCAUGGCAUGAAGAAAAGAAGGGAACACGAUAUCCCUUGGUCAGAAAAGGUCAUGAGCCCCACACUGCUGUUUGUCCGACAGAGCGACGGCAGGCUUGUGCUUGGCCUGGACAAGCCCGGGCCGGAGUUGAAGGAGUCCGGGAGGGGUGGGGAUUGGGACCGGGUGGUGCUGGUGAAGUUCUUGAAGGAGGGCCCGAGGAAUGUGGAAGUGAGGUGGAGGGAGGAGGUUUUGAGUGAGGAGAGGGAGGCGGAGAAGAAGAAAGGCCAGGAGGUCAAGCUGUAG
This is a messenger RNA of Canariomyces notabilis, 1095 nucleotides long. RefSeq lists its product as uncharacterized. Gene Ontology annotation, molecular function: hydrolase activity, acting on acid anhydrides, in phosphorus-containing anhydrides. NCBI's taxonomy places the organism in Eukaryota, Fungi, Ascomycota, Sordariomycetes, Sordariales, Chaetomiaceae. The record is from RefSeq and is a predicted model, not a curated record. Gene Ontology annotation, cellular component: mitochondrion. The annotation marks the transcript as partial. The transcript has 2 exons.